This is a messenger RNA of Ailuropoda melanoleuca (giant panda), 540 nucleotides long. RefSeq names its product ral guanine nucleotide dissociation stimulator-like. The record is from RefSeq and is a predicted model, not a curated record. Gene Ontology annotation, molecular function: guanyl-nucleotide exchange factor activity. Gene Ontology annotation, cellular component: plasma membrane. Gene Ontology annotation, biological process: Ras protein signal transduction. The transcript is spliced from 4 exons. The coding region runs from base 20 to 292 and encodes 90 amino acids. NCBI's taxonomy places the organism in Eukaryota, Metazoa, Chordata, Mammalia, Carnivora, Ursidae.
CCUGGGCUUCCCUCCCAGGAUGGUGGCAGAGCAACAGACGUACAUGGAUGCGGAGCUGUUCAAGAAGCUGCUGCCCCAUCAGUGCCUGGGCUCCGUCUGGUCCAAGCGCAAUAAGCCUGGCAGUGAGCACCUGGCACCCACAGUCCGGGCCACUGUCGCCCAGUUCAACGGUGUGGCCAAGUGUGUCAUCACCACCUGCCUUGGCAAUCCAAGCAUGACAGCCCGGGACAGGGCCAUGGUGGUGGAGCACUGGAUCAAGGUGGCCAAGGCCUGUCAAACCCUGAGGAACUAGUCGUCCUUACAUGCCAUUGUCUCCGCUCUGCAGAGUGUCUCAAUUCACCGCCUCGACAAGACAUGGGAGAAAGUUUCCAGGUGAGUGAGCCUCACUCCAUGGAGGGACCAGGAUGGACGAGGGAGCUCCCAGAGGCUUGUCCUCCUCCCCCUCGGGCAGCUUGGACCUUCUGGGAGGCGGCGAACCCCGACCACAGGACCUGGGCUGCUGGGUGGGUCUCUCAGCCUCCCUGGUGAAGAGGCCACCAU